Molecule: messenger RNA, 2600 nt
Organism: Grus americana (Whooping crane)
Lineage: Eukaryota; Metazoa; Chordata; Aves; Gruiformes; Gruidae
Gene: LRRC75B
Product: leucine rich repeat containing 75B
Exons: 4
Coding region: 224-1246 (340 amino acids)
Source: RefSeq, a predicted model, not a curated record
CUAGGGAGGCGGGUGCUGGGGCAGGGACCCGAGCAAAUAAAAUACCCCUGGGGCGUUGCUCCUCCGAGAGUGCCGGGAAUCACCAGCUGGGGAGCACAGGGAGCCGGGGCGGGACCGGGCGGGGCCCGGGCCCCCCGCCUCCCCCGGCACCUCCCCCGGCCCAGAGACCGGUACCCGCCCGGUCCGGAGCGCAGCGCGGCAGCAUCGCGGCCGGAGCGCGGCCAUGGGCUCCCGGCUGAGCCGGCAGAGCAGCCUGGAGGAGGAAAGCACCGAGGAUCCCUGCACCGGCAGGCUGGAGGGCGGCCGGGGAGAGUUCCACCUCUCCUCCCUGCUCCUCCACCCGCAGAAGCUGCCGGGGGUGCUGCGGAAAGCCUCGCCGGCGCCCUACGUGCGGCGGGUGGGGUGGCUGCGGGAGAUCCAGGCCACCAUCCGGGAGCACAAGCGGGAGCACGCCGUGCACAUCCUCAGGCUGCUUAGGAAGGACCUGGGACUGGAAGGAACAUUCCUCAAUGAAGUGCUCUACAAAAAUGCGACUUUCCUCAACUUGGUGGAUCCCAUCUCCCAUGACUUGCUGAUGAGCCUCGCUAGAGAUCUGCAGUGUCCCAAAAAGGAAUAUGACCCCUGGAAAUCCUCGGACAGGAUCUGCAGGCAGCUGAUUUACCACCUAACCCCCCACUCGAAAUGGCACCGGCACGGCAUGCCCCGGAGGAAGUCCCAAGCGUGCCUGAAGACCAGCCUGCAGAAGAAGGUGAGCCAGGACUCCAUGGAUUUGUCAGGGAUCCCUCUGACCAUGCGGGAUGUCCACCGCAUGGCCUACUACCUGCAGAACAAUGGGGACCACCUCACCUCUGUAGACCUGAGCUUCACUGAGCUGAAUGAUGACAUGGUGCGCCUGCUGCUGCCCUUCCUCUGGGCACUACCCAAGCUCACUCACCUUUCCCUUAAUGGCAACCGGCUGACGCGGGCGACCAUGAAGGAGCUGACUGACACCAUGAAGGACAUGAACAAGUUCCCUUGCCUGGCCUGGGUUGACCUCGGCAACAAUGUGGACGUCUCCUCCAUGCCACAGCCAUUGCUUGUGGGCCUGCGCAAGCGCCUCAGCCAGCAGACCACACUGCCUACCAUCUAUGAGGCGCUCGACUGCGACUCAGAGAUCUCCAGCGGGCACGAGGGCAGCCAGCCAGAGGACGAAGCAGCAGGAAGCACCCCACCACGUGCUUUCUCUCAGCAGGGCUGUGAGAGGUGACUGGACAACAGGCCAGCACUGGCACACUGAAGUGGCCCCAAGAAGAAGUCUUGAGUACAAACAUCAAGCAGAGGGCCAGCUUUACCGGCUUCCUUUGGCUCUUUUCUCUCGCCUUCCCUGACAUCUCCCCCCCGGAACCUGCUGUGAGACAAAAGCCUGCCAUCCCCCCACAACAUGCUCCGCUCCCUCCCCUCGCUGCCAAACCCAUCACCCAUGUUCCGGAGAGGAACCAGUGACUUACAGUGAACCUGGUCCCCAGGCAGGGUCUCACUGGAAGACGGGAAAAGACCUGUCGGAGUCAAGAAUAUCCUCCAGCAGCCAUUGGGUUGUGGGAAAGGGAUGGGGGGGAACCUAAAACAGAAACAGGCUUGUAGUUAACUUCCUUUCUUCCUUUUCCUAUGCACCUUGGAAACCUUGGGACCUGCAGCCUUGAGUGUGAAAGGAGGUACCCCAAGAGCCUAGCUGCUGUGGAGCUUAGUUGAAGGGCUCAGAGGCCAGAGCUGGAGCCCGGCAGUGUGUCUCCCUCUUGUGUCUGGCUCCUUUUGUUUUGUUUUUUUUCCUAUUGUGUGUUUUGUAUUAACGUCUGAACAAAGGGACUUGGUCAGAGACCAUUGGAUUGCAUAGGCUGGGGCGGACUGAUGGCUUGGAACUGCAGCAUCAGGAUAUUUGCUGUGUGACCGGGGUGAGAGGGAGGGGAAGGAGGUAUGUGUUGGUGGGAGCAUGGGGGAUGGGAUGAGUUGGGAUGGGAUGGGAGGAGGGGGGAGGAGAGGGAGGGGGAACAGUCUUGCGGAAACUUCAAUCCUGCUUUUGUACUAAAAUUACAAGUUCCAAGUAAAAUUGAGGAAAAGCAGACAGCUAAGCAUAUAACUGUGGCGCUAGAGGAGCAAGCAGUGACUGUGCCAGAGGUGGGCACUUCCCAAAAUAAAGCGCAAACCUUUGGCCCCUCAUGGCACAUUGCAUACCUUGUAAUACAGACAUGACAUGAGCAGCUGCAUUGCCAUUUCCAAUGCUGUCCAAAACCCAAACCAUUGAUGCAAUAUUUCUAAUGUUUUCCACAUGCUCAUGCUCUAUGUAAACAUAAUAAACAGUUCUCUUGGACAUGAGCGUGAAGCACUACAAAGUCUGAGUAUCCGGGUUGUUCACAAAUCAAGCCAGCAAGACAGACACUGCAAGAAUCUAGACCAGUAGUUCUCAUGCAGUGCCUCAGCAGUGUGGGAGAAGAUCAGCAGGUACCAUUCACAUUGGUGAGAGUAGGUAAUUUCUCUAAGGAAAGUGAAACAUAGAUGUUAAUUUGUGGUAGGCUGCUGCCCUUUGUGUUGCAAGGUACUGAUACAAAUAAACUGAUGAGACUUUA